AUGUACGAUGACAUUUUGCUCUCUGGGUCGCGGCGGUUUGUGGUCGCUUUCACUCGUUCUCUCCCUGGCGGGCGAGUCCGUUAUGCGAAGAUGCCUGAGGGUGACCGGAGGCUUUUCUCAGUGGGUUCUUUACUGUACUUGACAGAGCUUGAAGAGGUCAGCGCGCAGACCGGCGGCCAUGUGAAGUACAUUGCGAAACAUGAAGUGCAGGGGCGUGUGCAGCUCCAACGCUUGUUGAACCCCUCGGCCCUCUUCGAGACGGAUGCCAAGGGAAAUAAGGUGAACUACUUGAGAGCUGAGGUGCAGCUCCUGCCCGAGCCACCAUUACCAGCGAACGACGUGCCGAGCGCUGAGACUUGGAGAGCGGAGUUGCUGGAGACUUGGCAGCAGCUGCAGGGCUUAGCGGUAAGCUUCGGGGAACCGCACUUGGCAGAGAGCUUCUUCACCGAGGUGGCGCCUCGCAUCUCCAGUGGGAUCUUGGCAGCUGCAUGGCAGCAGUUGCAGGUGCAGACCCAGAUGGUGCGGAAACAACGAAGGGCCAUGGAGGAAGUCCGGAAGAUCAUGGAGGAGGGUACCAUGUCUCAAGAUGAGGCCUUCGCGCAGGUCCUGGCCCAGUCCAGGCCGACAGAUUUGGAUUGGGACUUCUGGGAGCAGCUCUUGCCGCUGCUGGCUGCAGAGCCGGAGCAGCGUGGGCCCAUGCUGCAGGAGCUGGUGCGCGAUGAGUUGAAAUUGUCCAAGGCGCGCCUUUCAUUGAAGGAGGCACUGGAGUAA
Durusdinium trenchii is the source of this 771-nucleotide messenger RNA. The record is from the annotation of a GenBank genome assembly. Lineage: Eukaryota; Dinophyceae; Suessiales; Symbiodiniaceae.